GACACGUGGCAUUGUGUUUCUCUUCAUGGCGUUCACUGUGAGAAUUUGCUACACUUCCUUCCCUUGCGUUCCUCGCAUCCCACAAACUUCGAGAAGAAAAAAUGUCCAUUUUUCAAUGAUUCGUGCGGUUCAAAGUGGUGAAGCAGACACCCCAGAGAGUAAGAGUGAAGGGUCAUCUAAGGCUCAGUCUUCAAGCGCUGCUCCUAAGACUCCCAAGAAACCUGUGUAUUCCAUGAAGAAAGGUCAGAUUGUGAGGGUGGACAAGGAGAAAUAUCUCAAUAGCAUCAAUUAUCUUUCUGUUGGGCACCCACCUUAUUACAAAGGAUUAGACUACAUUUAUGAAGACCGUGGGGAGGUCCUGGAUAUGCGUAUAUUUGAAACAGGAGAGCAUGCGCUUGUUGCAUGGGUAGGGAUCCCCACCGCCCCAGCUUGGCUUCCUACUUACAUGCUUAUCAAGUCAGAGAAGCUCAAUUAUGAGAGGCUAUGACCCACAGCUGGGGCGCAGAAUUUAGACACUACGUUGUUUUUUUUAUGUUGUAAGAGAGUAUAAUUCAGGAAGCUUGGUUUGAAACACCGUCUGAGACUAUCCCAUCCUAUGUGUUGUGCUACGUGAGAACUUUGAAGUUUUUGGUGAUGAUUAUAUGUGCUUCACUAUUCUAAAUAAAUAUAUUUAUUUAA
Abrus precatorius (Indian licorice) is the source of this 678-nucleotide messenger RNA. RefSeq names its product NAD(P)H-quinone oxidoreductase subunit O, chloroplastic. The transcript is spliced from 6 exons. Gene Ontology annotation, cellular component: plasma membrane. NCBI's taxonomy places the organism in Eukaryota, Viridiplantae, Streptophyta, Magnoliopsida, Fabales, Fabaceae. Gene Ontology annotation, molecular function: oxidoreductase activity, acting on NAD(P)H, quinone or similar compound as acceptor. Bases 26 to 487 code for a protein of 153 amino acids. The record is from RefSeq and is a predicted model, not a curated record.